Molecule: messenger RNA, 4108 nt
Organism: Benincasa hispida (wax gourd)
Lineage: Eukaryota; Viridiplantae; Streptophyta; Magnoliopsida; Cucurbitales; Cucurbitaceae
Source: RefSeq, a predicted model, not a curated record
AUAUAUGAACGUAUAAAGACAACCAAAACCAACUAACAAGGAACUCAGAGCUUUCUCCUCCAACGAUGGCUUCCCCUUCUCCGAUCCUCGAUCCUCAAACGUCAACCCCAAUCCCAACAAUUCCUCAGAUGAUCGAAACCCUUUCAGAUUUGCACAAAGAGCUCUCCACAGCCCUCGAAAAACGUUCCGCUACACCCACUCAAGCUGCCGGCGAUAAGAUAGUUCCGGCCGUCGUCGAGCCCCCUGCUCCGACACAAACCCCUGAAGAACAGCAAGGUAAGAAAGAAACAGAGCAAGUACCGGAAUUUAAUGGCAGCAACGAGACCCAUAAAGACCCCAAAGUUGAGAUAUUGCUGAACAACAUCCAGCUUUUGAUGGAGGCGUUGAAGACGAUGAUAAAUAAUCGCGAUAAGAAGCUUAAUGUGCCGAUACAGAGCAUAAAAGCCAAUCUCGAUACGGUUAUCAAAAUGGUCAAAGAAGCCCCUGCUGGUUCUCCACUGACCCAGAAAAUCGGAGAGGAGUAUCUCGACGCCAUAAACAAAGAUAUGAGGACGUUGAAGUUCCAGAUUCCUUCGUAUCGUAGGUUGUCCUUGGCCAAAACCACCGCCCAUUUUGGUGACAGGGGAAGUAAUACGCGGAAGCCGGAUGAGUUCUUCAGGUUGCCUAACUUGUAUGGCGUUGACGUGUUCGACGAAAGUCCCGCUUUCAAAGAAAUUCAGACAUUUUACAAUGGUUUUGAUGAUCUCCUUAAGAAAUGUUUUUUGUAUUUUGCUGUGUUUCCUGAAAAUGUAGUGUUAAAGAAGCGGUUUCUUACCUAUUGGUGGAUUGGAGAAGACUUAUUAGACGCUUCAGGCACUGGAGAUUCAAGUCCAGAGAAUAAGGCUGGUAUGAUUCUCCAGAAAUUUGCAGAUAAGGGUUUGAUUGUGCCGGUGAAGGAAGAACAGAAGAAGGUCAAAAAGAAAUUUAGAAUGCCCCCUCUUGUGCGUUCUGCUGCCAUUAAACUGGCCACUGCAGAGAGAUUUUUGAAGUAUGAUUCUGGGGACAACCCAACUUGUGAAUCAUCCAGCUGUGAUAGAAUUUUUCUGGUGAAGGGGGGAGGCUUUCAUCCGCCGGAAGCGCCGACGAAGAAUCAGAAGUUAGAAGAAAAGAUGGGAACAAUCUUCAAUGUUAGUCAACCUUUCCCCGAUUCUGCAUUGGAGUGGUUGGCCAAGCAGGGGGUUAUAGACAUAAGAACUACCAAAGUUGUGGAGUGGUUGCUAAAGCUGAGAAACCUCAAAGUUCUUUACUUGGGGAGGUGGCAAAGUGAAGUUGAUGAUGAGGAGCAUGUGGUUGAGGUUGAAAGCCUUGAGUUCUUAGAAGGUUUGAAGAAAAUGAAAAAACUGAGGCUUUUGAGCCUUCAGGGGAUCUUUUGGAUCAAUGAGCUUCCAAAUUCCAUAAAUAGGCUUUGUGAUCUCAGGGUUUUAGACUUGAAAUGUUGUUACAAUCUGGAGAAACUUCCUGGAGGCAUUGGAUCUCUCAAGAGCCUUACACAUUUGGAUGUCACUGGCUGUUAUAUGCUAAAUGGAAUGCCAAAGAGCAUAUCUAGACUCACUCAACUGAGAGUCUUGAAGGGGUUUAUUACAGGCAAGUCAAGUCUUAAUUAUUUAAAAGGCUUAAAGAAACUGAGAAAGUUGAGCAUCAACACAAGCAGCCAUGAUUUUCCUAACGAUAAUGAUCUACGUGUUCUUCGAGAUCUUGGGGAGCAUGGUGAGCUACAAAAUCUCGCAAUUGUGUGGGUGGCCCAAGAGGUGAAGUCGAAUCAACAACCUCCCGAGACUGCAAGAGGAAUGUUUGUACAAAAUUUCUCCAAGCAAUUUAGCAAAGUAACCGUACCACCCAAUGAUGAGACCUUAGAACUGCCAAAGAAGUUAGAGAAGCUGGAGCUCGAAUGUCUACGGGUGGAAGAGCUACCCAACUGGCUAAAUCCUGAUAACUUGAAAACCUUAAAGAAGCUCUACAUUAGAGGGGGGAGCCUAAAAAAGCUCGGCGACAAAAAGUGGGAGGCGGCAGAGGUUGUUCGUUUAAAAUACAUGACGGAAUUACAGAUUGACUGGAGAGAACUUCAAAACUCUUUUCCAAAGUUGAGUUACUUGCAGAAAGUUAAAUGUCCAAGAGUCACUUUCUGCCCCUGUGAUGCCAAUGGAGUUUGGAUAAAGCCCUGACAGUAGUGAUCAAAACAAUGGUGGGACAGGGAAGCAGCAACCUAGAAGUGUAGCUGCUUAUGGUGAUAUUCUUGGCUGUCUUAUGAUAGAGGGUUUCCACGUAACUGUGUUAUUCUCUUCUCUACGCUUUUAUUUUUAACAUGGUAUCAGAGCGAGGCGACGAAACCUUAGCCGCUAUGGAAGAGAAUCAAGCACAGUCAUCUUCUACAGAUGGAACUUCGAGUUUUGACAUGAAGACGACAAUUCAAGCGGCUGUAAAAGAAUGUUUUCAAGCAGCCUUACCGAAGUUGCUUUCAGUUGUUCAACAACAGUCGAUGGAGAGUCGUCAUCCAUAGGCGCCACCGCGUCAGAUAGACAAACAGACCGCAAGCAGAUCGAUCCAACUGAUCCAGGUGAUAGGGUGUCGUUCGUGCCAUCGGAGUCCGUCGUGCUUCCUCAAACGUCUUUUCUGGUUGGGGUCGUGCCGAUUAGCCAGCUUGCCUCAGAUCCAGUCGACUUUUAGCGGGCUAUGCCGAAUACGAACGUCACGGCGAUCGACCGCGUGUUUGGUACCUUUGUGGCUGGAGUCGAUUGACCGUCCGCGUCAAAUGGAUCUAACUGCCCGUCUGUGUCAAAUCUGAUUUACCCAAUGACGAGCUAGUUUGCCCGCAGGUUUCAGCCAUCUAUCUACUACCCGACGGCGAGCCAGUCUGCCGGCGAUCACCUCGAGUCGUCCGGUUAGCUGGGUACUUCACAGGUGCCGGCGACCUCUGUCCAACCGAUGAUGUCUUUUUAGCAGAAAGUAGCAAACCCUGUUCUGGCUACUUGUGGUUUGACCCAUUACCCAGACGAUGUGAGACAACGGUUGGCUUAUCUACAACAACAGAUUUCAGAUUUAGAUACAAUGUUUGGCGCAAAUCUCAAUCCUGUUCAACCAGUUUAUACAGAGAACCUGGUAAACUCAUUCCCUGUUUUGCUGAAUGUUUCUUAUUUAUCUAGUUCAAUGGGUAAUUCUGUAGGACUUCUUAUAGGGGAAAAGUUAAAUGGUCAGAAUUAUUUCUCCUGGUCCCAAUCAUCCGAAUGGCCUUGGAAUGACGUCAUAAAUUUGAGUACCUGACAGGGGAAAUUCCAAAACCAGCACCUGGCGAUCCGCAGGAACGAAUCUGGAAAGGAGAAGACUCACUGUUACGCUCUGUUUUGGUGAAUAGUAUGGAGCCUCAAAUAGGGAGACCAUUAUUAUAUGCUACAACUGCCAAGGAUAUCUGGGAGGCAGCGCAAGAUCUGUUCUAAAAAAGACAGAAUGCCUCUCGUUUUUAUACGCUCCACAAACAAGUCCAUGAAUGCAAACAAGGAUCCAUGGACGUUACAUCUUAUUUUAACAAACUGUCAAUGCUAUGGCAAGAAAUGGACUUGUGUCGAGAUAUUGUCUGGAACUGUGCACAAGAUGAAGCCCAAUACUUGAAAAUCGAAGAGGCAGAUUGUGUUUACGUGUUCUUGGCUGGAUUAAACCCUAAAUUUGAUGGUGUUUGUAGUCGAAUAUUGGGCUAACGCCCGACUCCUUCACUUAGAGAAGUCUGCUCCGAAAUAUGGCUUGAAGAGGAUCAGUCGUGUGCUAUGAAUAAUUCCAUUCCUACAACUGAUACAGUUGCUUUCAUUGCAAAGUUGUCCAGUGCUGAUGGUGAUAAAAACCCCCACUCGUGUGUGAACAUUAUAAAACGCUCUGGCACACAAAGGACCAGUGUUGGAAACUGCACGAGAAGUCCCCAAACAGCAGGCGACGAUAGUCUCAUGACAAAUUUAAUACUAGUCAUGCCUUGGUAAGUGACUCAAUAGAUGAAUAGACUCAGAAGCAAUCUUCUGUUGACAGUAAGCACAACUUGAGUACGGUUGGGAAGAGUGCAAUUGCACAGUCAGGUAAUUUUUCUUCA